Necator americanus (New World hookworm) is the source of this 594-nucleotide messenger RNA. RefSeq lists its product as uncharacterized. Gene Ontology annotation, cellular component: membrane; cytosol; cytoplasm. The transcript is spliced from 5 exons. Gene Ontology annotation, biological process: Rho protein signal transduction. The record is from RefSeq and is a predicted model, not a curated record. NCBI's taxonomy places the organism in Eukaryota, Metazoa, Nematoda, Chromadorea, Rhabditida, Ancylostomatidae. Bases 1 to 594 code for a protein of 197 amino acids. Gene Ontology annotation, molecular function: protein binding; Rho GDP-dissociation inhibitor activity.
AUGACCGACUUUGCCAGCGGUGACAACGUUGAUGAUGAAUCGGAGAAGUCGGAAAGCCAGUAUAGAGCACCAGAAAAGAAGUCUGUUGUGGAAAUUCUAAAUGCAGAUCAGGAUGAUGAAAGUCUUGCCAAAUAUAAAGCAACACUUCUUGGUGCGUCUCCUGUGGAUACUGUUGUCGACCCAAUGGAUCCGCGAAUAGUCAUUGUUAAAUCGAUCACACUUCUUGUUCCUGGCCGAGAUGACGUCAAAAUGGAGCUAGAUAACGCUGGGGCUUUGGGAGAUGCAACAUUCAAGCUGAAGGAAGGAUGCCAUUACAGACUACGCUUCGAUUUCUACGUACAGCGUGAGAUUGUGACAGGCCUAAAGUACAUUCACAAGGUAAGCCGUCACGGUGUACAAGUCCUGAAGGAAACGUUUAUGGUUGGCUCAUACGCUCCCAAGCAAGAACUUCAGAGCUACACCACCCCAGUAGAGGAAGCACCAUCCGGAAUGCUCCAUCGUGGAAAGUACAAAGUGAAGUCACAAAUGACCGAUGACGAUGGUCACGAUUGGCUGACAUGGUGUUGGACUACGGAGAUCUCGAAGGACUGGUAG